Molecule: messenger RNA, 1087 nt
Organism: Dioscorea cayenensis subsp. rotundata (Guinea yam)
Lineage: Eukaryota; Viridiplantae; Streptophyta; Magnoliopsida; Dioscoreales; Dioscoreaceae
Exons: 5
Coding region: 38-754 (238 amino acids)
Source: RefSeq, a predicted model, not a curated record
UCAAAGUUCAGUCGAGCUUUCUCCUUUGUUGUUCUCUAUGCUGCGCGCGCUCGCCAGGCAUCUCCCAGCGCGGCCACGGCCACUGCCACGGCCAUCCCUAUGCUCGUCGAUGCAGCAGCUCCGAUGGGCGCGGGCGAACUCAUCACGGGGCAAGGUUCCGUUCUCGUUCACGAAGGGAGCUGCUGGGGUUGAGGAGAAGUCGGAGUGGUGGGUAGUGGAUGGAGAGAUGCACGAGAUUGGUGACCACGUUCCUCACAGGGAGCGGUUCGUUAUCCCUAGGGAUAACCUCCCCAAUCGCCGCCGCAAGCAGAUGCGCGAUCAAUUUAUGCGCCGCACUCGCCUCGUCCUCAAGGAGUCGGAACAUGAACCUUGGUGUAAAAGAUACAUGGAACUCUAUCAGGAGCUGAGAGAAAACUGGGAAAGGUUGUACUGGGAUGAAGGUUUUGCCAAAAAAAUUGCACAUGAUCAUGCCAAUUAUGACUCUGCGGAAGAUGAUGAUCUAGAUUUUUCACCAUAUAGGAGAAGGCGGUCUCAUGAAGAUCAAAAUAAGGACCAAAUUUUCGAUGGAAGCAAGCAAACUAAUACUUGGGAUAAAAUUGGUUUGGUUCGUGACAAAUUCGAAUAUGAUAGAGAGAGAAGAAUGAGGGAGAAAGCCUUUGCUCCCAUGAACAGGAUUAGUAAUUCUGAUAUUCGUGAUUCAAGUUCCAGACACUCCUUCGGAUUGCAGAAAUUUUUCCCGCAGACGAGGAACUGAGGAUUUAAUCGAAGACAAUGAAAUGAUCAGAUGCCGCUCUGGACUACAAGCCUGAUAUGCAGACAGUAAUGCUGAGAAGCUGCAAAAUCUUUAGUAGGUGAUUGUCAUAGAGUUUCAGCCGUUCCACAAUCAAACACAUUAUAAGAGAAACUGAUGACAAUGUCUUAGGAAUCAAGAUCAGUAUCUUAGCAUAAUGAUCCAAAUGACUGCGAAGAUGAAGCAAGAGAUGCCCCCCUAGUGAUGUUCCUUUUAUAGUCUGGUAUGCAGAAAAUCCUAGUGCAUGUUGUUCACUAUUUAUUUUCUUGGAUAUUAAAAAAAAAAUGCUUUCCAUGA